Molecule: messenger RNA, 1059 nt
Organism: Liolophura sinensis
Lineage: Eukaryota; Metazoa; Mollusca; Polyplacophora; Chitonida; Chitonidae
Product: FMRFamide receptor-like
Exons: 1
Coding region: 1-1059 (352 amino acids)
Biological process (GO): G protein-coupled receptor signaling pathway
Cellular component (GO): plasma membrane
Molecular function (GO): G protein-coupled receptor activity
Source: RefSeq, a predicted model, not a curated record
AUGGCGUCCAAUAACAGUUUCCAUGGCAACCGAUCCGUGGAAGAGGCGGAAAUGUUGAAGUUUGUGUUUUCCAUCGAGUCCGUUCUCAUACCUAUAAUCAUCUGCAUCGGACUGAUUGGAAACACCAUAUCGGCCAUCGUAUUUUUCCAGCCCAAUCUGCGAAAGACUUCGUGUUCACUGUAUCUGGGAUCGCGCGCUAUUAGUGACAACGGCUUUCUCGUCUCGCUCUUUGUGAUCUGGAUUCACAACAUGCGCGUGGACGUGUUUCGAGCCCCGGGGAUGUGCCAAUGUGAGGUGUUCUUUUCGUACCUCUGCGCUUUCCUCUCUGUCUGGUACGUCGUCUGGGUGACGGUGGAGAAUUACUACAGAAUUUGCCGUCCAUUCAAAGUGGCCACAUUCUGCACGGUCAGGAAAGCAAAGAUCGUCAUCUGUGUGACUUUAAUUAUCGGUUGCUGCUUCUAUUUCGUUUCCUUAAUCACCACCACCACAUCACUGUACAGAGGGAUUAGAGAUUGUGUCGGUCAUAGGGAUUACAUGUUGAUCAACACCAUUUUGUCGUACGGAGACACCUUGGUCACUUUGGUGAUACCGUCCGUUGUGAUCAUCUUAACAACGGGCAGAAUCGUCUACAGCCUAAUUCUCUCGUUUAAAAAGAAACAAGCACCGACGAAAAAAGGCUCAGGGGCAAUGCAGACGAAGGUUACUCGUCUUCUCUUUUUCGUCAGUCUUAUUUUCUUGGUCUUGAAUCUACCCAGUCACACAUUCCGUCUGAAAAUGACAGUGGAAUCCUGGAUUAGCGACAGCUUGGCGCAAAAUAUGACUCCGACGAACUACUUAUUACAACAUCUAUUCCAGCAAGUCUACUAUCUUAGUUUUUCAAUAAACUUCUUCCUCUAUGUCACUUUAGGAGAAUCCUUCCGCCAGACAUGUCUUCAGGUAUUCUGCAAGGGACUACAGGGAAGAUUGCAGAGAAAACGGUCGGAAUGCACGUCUGACAAAAAUCAGUCAGAAACGUCUGUCCGUUUACUGACCACAAAUACCGCGACAGGUUCUGGGUAA